This is a messenger RNA of Dicrocoelium dendriticum, 332 nucleotides long. NCBI's taxonomy places the organism in Eukaryota, Metazoa, Platyhelminthes, Trematoda, Plagiorchiida, Dicrocoeliidae. The record is from the annotation of a GenBank genome assembly.
AUGUCACCUGUUAACGCAAGCUCAGCAUAUACAGUUUCAGAUACGGAAGAACGUUUUACAGGUGACUUUCUCAGGUCAGUAUAUAGUCCAAGGGAAUUUCCCACAGCCCUUACACUGCUUUGGGUAUUUGCUUUACUACUGCUUCCAGUUGUUGUGCAUUGUUUUUUGGCCAAUAAUGAAGAUCGCUCUAACGUCAAUUUAGACACUCGUUUCAACUUCAUUCCACACGAACUCACAACGGUUCUUUAUAAACCUAUUCGUUCCCCCUACCAUCGGCUGAAAUAUAUUAACAAAUGUAUACAAACCAGCAGAUGCGAGCUGUUGUUAACCCG